This is a messenger RNA of Stereum hirsutum FP-91666 SS1, 1107 nucleotides long. Its product is annotated as ER lumen protein retaining receptor. Bases 180 to 821 code for a protein of 213 amino acids. NCBI's taxonomy places the organism in Eukaryota, Fungi, Basidiomycota, Agaricomycetes, Russulales, Stereaceae. Gene Ontology annotation, molecular function: ER lumen protein retrieval receptor activity. The transcript is spliced from 6 exons. Gene Ontology annotation, cellular component: endoplasmic reticulum; membrane; cis-Golgi network. Gene Ontology annotation, biological process: endoplasmic reticulum to Golgi vesicle-mediated transport; protein retention in ER lumen. The record is from RefSeq and is a predicted model, not a curated record.
AUCGACUUCCUGCAACCGUGCACGCUCGCUCCUCGUCGACCGACACGUCCUCCUCGCACCCUUCCCCCACCGUCAUACGCCCCACACCGCUGUCGACGAACGCGACAAAGCGAAACGAAACCGUGCUUGACGUUUUGACGAACGACUUUGCUCGCAAAAAGUAGCGAAGGGUUGACGAGAUGAAUAUUUUCCGGCUUUUCGGCGACUUGUCGCAUCUUGCAUCUAUAUUCAUCCUCUUGCACAAGAUUCAAACCACCAGGUCAUGUCGCGGUAUCUCGUUUAAGACGCAAGCGCUCUAUGUCGCCGUCUUCGUCACUCGCUAUCUCGACAUCCUCUGGGGAGAGUGGGUCUCGUUGUAUAACUUCCUCAUGAAGAUUUUCUUCAUCGGGAGCAGCUGUUAUAUUUUGUACCUCAUGAAAUUCAAGUACCGACCAACCAACGACCCCUCUAUCGACACCUUCCGCAUCGAGUAUCUCCUCGGUCCCUCUGCCGUCCUCGCCCUCAUCUUCAACUACUCCUUCUCCCCGACGGAGGUCCUCUGGUCAUUCUCCAUCUUCCUCGAAUCCGUCGCCAUCCUCCCGCAGCUCUUCAUGCUCCAACGUACAGGCGAAGCAGAGACAAUCACGACGCAUUAUCUGGCGGCGUUGGGCGCGUAUAGGGGGUUGUACUUGCCGAAUUGGAUUUACCGGUACUUCUCGGAAGGGUUGGUCGACCCGAUAGCUGUCACAGCUGGCCUGGUCCAAACGGGUCUCUACCUCGACUUUUUCUAUGUCUACUUCACGAAAGUUCUCCAAGGUCAAAAGUUCGAGCUUCCAGCAUAAUACGAUCACCACAGCAGACUUCUCUGUCUCGGUGGCGUUCAUGCCCACAAAACUACUUUACCAGCCUCCCAGUCAGUCGACGGACGAUGUGCGGAAGGUAUCACUUGGUGGUAUGUAGUUUGUUGGUACGGCGAUUCGAGGUUGUACAUGAAUGUGAGAUUGUGUCCGUCAUGGCUGGCUGGUUAGUAGAGAGAGACAGGGAUACGUUACAAGGACUAUUUAUAAGUUCGGAGGGUCACUGUGUGAUAUUCGAUGAACUAGAACCAGAAUCUAAAACCGAACGAAC